GUAGAAUUAUUACCUAUAGUACAAUUAGUAUAUAAUACCUCCCCUACGGAAAUUACUAAAAUUUCACCUUUCUUUACAAAUUACGGGUAUAAAUUAGAACUUUUAGAAAGAUUAAAUACGAACGUCCCUAAAGCUUUAAUUAAAGCUAAGAAAUUAUAUAUAUUAUAUAAAAAGUUCAAAGGAAAAUUAAAAUUCGUUAAACAAAAAAUAAACCAAUAUUUCAACCUAAAAAGGCUCGAGGGACUUCGCUUUAAAGAAGGGAAUAAAAUCCUUUUAUCUAUUAAAAAUUUUAAAAUAAAAAGACCCAAUAAGAAAUUUAACGACCGACGGGUAGGGCUAUUUAAAAUUAAAAAGAAAAUCUCU
This is a messenger RNA of Neurospora tetrasperma FGSC 2508, 363 nucleotides long. RefSeq lists its product as uncharacterized. The transcript has a single exon. The record is from RefSeq and is a predicted model, not a curated record. The annotation marks the transcript as partial. Lineage: Eukaryota; Fungi; Ascomycota; Sordariomycetes; Sordariales; Sordariaceae.